AUGUUGUGGUCUUCAUUAUCAUUAGCUUUAUUGCCUUGUUUAACUCAAGCUUACAUCACUAACUUUGAAGAUGUUAAUAAAUUAACUGACUUGGAUUCAACACCAAAUGUUCCAGGAUUGGAAAAUGAUAUUCAAGUUAAAACUCCUCAAGAUUUAUUAUUCUCGGGUGAUUAUGUUUGUGAUAAAUUUGCAUCUUUGAUUCAAUCAACCAAUGAUACUGAUGAAUUUCCAGUUGAUUUUAACAUGUAUGUUUCACAAACAACUGAUGAAGGAAAUAAUUAUACUGUUGAUUUAUAUUUUAAAAAUCCAUGGCAUAAUACUUAUAAUGAAUUUGCAGAAUUAAAUAUAACUGAUCCACAACUUGUCUUAUCUAAAUACAAUCCAACAUUAAUUUCAAAACAAGAUUUUGGUGUUGAAUUUAAAUUUCAAUUUAGUAAAGGAUUAUUAUGUCAAUUCAUGUAUCAAUUCACCAUUGCGUAUCAAUUAAAACAUCAAGAUGAUGAUACUAAAUCUGAUAAAAUUUUCUUGAGUGGUUCAUGCCAAGAACACGCUAGAUAUUAUCCUGAAGAUCAUGAAUAUUUGGUCAAUAAAGGAUUUAGAUGUGUUGAAUAUAACAGUGGUUUCAAAUAUGAUGGUGGUAAAGAUUGGUGUAGUAAAUUUUAUCCCCAAAGUCAAUGUUGUACCAGUUAUUCAAGAGAUGAAGUUGUUGAUAGAGACACUUGUCCAACUGUUUCUAACUCCACUGAUUCUGAUGCUGUUGUUGAACCAAUUAUUAUCAAAGGUUCUUCUACUAUUCAAGGUGGAAAUGCUGCAAGUGAUGAUUUGACAACUACUAUUGUUUCCAAAAUCACUGUUGGUACUACUACCAAGGCUGAUACAACCAUUCCAGUUUCUGCUCCUGUCACAACUUCAGAUAGUAAUGGUAAAGCUGCCGCUACCACUUCCGAAUUUAUUCUUGAUCCAAAUUUUGUCAUUGAUCCAAGUUUUAUCAUUGAUCCAAGUUUUGUUCUCGACCCGGGAUUUGUAGUUGACCCAAGUUUUGUCAACGAUCCAAGUUUUGUUCUUGAUCCUGGAUUUAUAGUUGAUCCAAGUAUUUUCGCUAAUCCAAGUUUUACUGUUGAUCCAGGUUUCAAUGCCCCAGGUACUCCAAAUACUUUGACUACCGUUACUCUUCCAAACGCACCAGUCCCAACUUCCUCAACUGGUUUGACUACCGUGACUCUUCCAAAUGCACCGGUCCCAACUUCUUCAACUGGUUUGACUACUGUCACUCUCCCAAAUGCACCAGUCCAAGCAUCCUCAACUGGUUUAACUACCCUUAUUCUUUAA
Messenger RNA from Candida tropicalis MYA-3404, 1329 nucleotides. RefSeq lists its product as uncharacterized. The record is from RefSeq and is a predicted model, not a curated record. The transcript has a single exon. Bases 1 to 1329 code for a protein of 442 amino acids. NCBI's taxonomy places the organism in Eukaryota, Fungi, Ascomycota, Pichiomycetes, Serinales, Debaryomycetaceae.